AAUUUUUUUAAUCUGUAGCAAAAAUUGUUGUGAGUCAGGCGAUUUAUCGGCGUUUUAUUUUGCUUUUUUCCUACAAUUCGGCUUCUUUAUUUCGUGUAGGAGUUAGUACAAAUAAUGUAAAAUGGCCAUAAAUUUAGAUAAACACAAGCAGGCGUUGAUCUCUGGGUGGAAGGACGUAUUAGACGAGAAAAGCGAUACCAACUGGGCCUUAUUUGGUUACGAUGGGCAAUCAAAUGACUUAAAGUUUAUCGACAAAGGAGAUGGCGGAUUAGACGAGUUGAUUGACGAGUUUAACAGUGGGAAAAUACAGUAUGCAUUCCUCAAAGUUGACCAACCAAAUGGAAGCAUAUCUAAGUUUGUGCUUAUCAACUGGCAAGGAGAAGGUGCGCCAACAGUUCGCAAAGGUACAUGCGCUAAUCACAUAAAGCAUGUAGCUAAUUUCUUCACGGGUUUCCACUUGACCAUGCAUGCGAGAACUGAGGACGAUUUAGACGAAAAAGUCAUUCAGGACAAGUUAGCGAAAGCUGGGUCGGCGUUCAACUUCAAGUCCAGUCGACCUGAGGAGUUGCCGCCCAGUGGACCUAUUGGAACUGUGUAUCAGAAGGUCAAUCCAGUACAAGAAAUAAAUUCUAAAGAAAGGGACCAGUUCUGGCUGAAGGAGGAACAAGAAGAGAAGAAGCGAGUGGAAGCUGAGAAAAAGCGAAGAGACGAGGAGAAGAGGAAAGCAGAGGAACUGGCCAGGAGACGAGACGAGCUUGAAGCCGAGAGGAGAGCUAAAGCCGAACAAGAGAAGCCCGUCGCCCCCGAGGCGCCGGCAGCGGCGGGCGUGAGCGCGAGCGAGGCGCUGCGGCGCCAGCGCGAGGCCGAGGCGCGCCAGCUCUGCGCCGCCUCCACCGCCGCCGCCAGGGCGCUGUUCCAGCACAACUUGGCGCAGGGGCAGCUCUACGUCACCAGAUCAAACUCAAAUACCCCAGAAAAGCCAGUCCGCAGUUCGGUAAUAGCGCAACGCAUAAACACAUUCACACAAGCGCAAUCCCCCCAACCGUCCCCCAUUAAAUCCCCCACCAAGUUGGAACCGAAAACGAUACCGAUACCAGAGACUGAAGACGAGGAACCGCCAAAAACCAGCCCUCUUAAGAACAUAGAUAAGAUCAAAAUGAGCCUUGAAAGUCCUUCCCAGAUACAAUACGAACCAAUCAUAGACCCGGCAGAUUUAAGCCCGUCGACAGAAAACGAAAGUCGUUCAUUCAGUGCAGUAAACUACGCAGAAACUAAAGAGAAUGCCUACAGAGAUAUCGAACCGAAACAAAGCGAGCCUAUGAUUAAACAGAACAUUCUAGAAAAUGACAUGUUUGAUGCUUCUUAUUCAAGUUCGAACGAAAAUGAUGAUGAUGACAGUGAUAAUAAGUUCAGCACAAUUAAAAGAUCCCCGUAUAGUAAGAAUAAUAUUGCCGAUGAAAAUGAAAGGGAGUUGACGAGGCAGAAUACGGUUAUUGAAAAUGUUAAUUUUAAGAAGGAGACUAAUGGAACUACUCUAGAUGAUGUGUCACCGGAAGGCUUGGAUGACGAGGGCGCGAUAUACGAAGACCUGGACGACGAUCCCGGACUCACCGCACGAGCGCUCUACGACUACCAAGCAGCCGACGAGUCAGAGAUCACAUUCGACCCCGGCGACAUAAUCACUCACAUAGAACAGAUAGACGCGGGCUGGUGGCAGGGGCUCGGACCUCAUGGGGUCUUCGGCCUGUUCCCAGCCAACUACGUAGAGUUACUGCCUUGUCAGCCUCGUUAGGAUUACUGUAAUCUUGCGAACUUUGUGUUAUUUUGGAUCUUGGUCUACUGUAAUUCGAAAAAAAAGGAUGCACGUUUUCUACAAGUAUAUAUUCCAUAUGGCUUCUGACAGAAAUAUUGUUACUCAUUUGCCAAAAUCAUUAUUUUUUUUAUACGCGUAAGGGCCAGACUUUAAACAAGAGGACUUAUUAAACAAUCAAUAUAGUUUCGUCAGUUAAUCAUCUUGGCUCCGCCCAGUCAGUAGUGCGAGUGGGGAAAUUCUAUUGGUGGUUUAAAAACUAUUCCAUUCAGCUCCGUUUUGCUGGGUUCUGGGCUUAAGUUUAUAGAGAUUAUUGUCGAAUAGACAAAAUGUCGUGAGCGAAUGGUAAGACUCUUGCAAUGAAACAUAAUAAUGAUAUCAAAGUUUUCCAUGAAUUGCAGUAGACCCUACGCUAGAGUGAUUUUUUAUGGUAAUGUAAAUCAUAACUCGAUUGAAUUCAGUGUUCACUAAAGAUAAAAUAUACUUACAUGUUAAUCAUUGGUUUGAUUGAAGUUAUUCUGUACUUAGAAUCAUGUGUUGUACUUUAUUUUUAUUGAGUUAUGAUUUACUAUCGAUUAAAAAAUAACCAUAGAGUUAUUUCAUAAAUUUAAUUAUUUUAAGAAAAAACGUUCGCAGAUAUUGAAAUUGUAUGUAAAAUGUAUGUUAUCAUAAACUUAUAGGUAUUGACAUCCUGAUCAAGUUACUAUCGUAUAAAAUGGAUGACUUUUAAGUUGAUGGUCAAGUUUAUGUAAUGUAUGUAUAUGUGGAAAUUAAAUACGUGUGGGUAGUUUAGAUAAUGAUUUUAACAUACAAAAACAUUAAAAACUCAUAUGGAGCUUUAUUUUCACAAAUUAUAAUCAAUACAGCAGAAUUGAUUUACUUUGUACUAUGCAUUUUUUGUUUUUCGAUGAUUUUCAAGUAACUUGUUCAAGUUCUAAAAUGGUCAUUGUUAAACUACCCACUCAUAAAAAUAUGGUAUUUCAAUAAUAAUGUGUAAGUGUAUGCUAUUAAACGCGAAGUAAAACGCGAGAGAUGUUAAUAACUUAACGAGGACUGAAGACGCACUUAAUAAAAACGAAAAUCGUUAUAAAUGCGUAGUACUGUGUACGGUCCCGGAUAUUAAUGACUAUUUAAAAAAUAAUGAAAAAAAAAAUCACACAAUGAAAUAUGAAAAUAGACCUUAGUGAUGUUUCAAGGAUAAAACCUCUUCGGACAUUCGUUCUUGUCUAUGGUAUUUGCAUUCGUCUGGGACCGAAAUAAUGCGUAGGUACGUCUCUAGUGUCUUUGGACCGCUAUAAUUAGUCAAAAAAAAUCGUCAAGAUAAUAAGACAUUUUAAAAUAAAAAUCGAUUUUCAUAGCAUUCAAUAGAUUAAAGAUGUAAUUAUAUUUACUUUGAUUCUAAUUGUAAACAAUUUCCAAUAGUGUUCGAAUCAAUAAAUCCAUUUUCUGACUUCGUAUUCAAGUCUUAAAUAAUGGUAAAGUUAAACAGUAGUUUUUCGAAGCAAUUUAGACUGUGAUGCGAAAGAAUUUUUAGUCGACUUCGAAGUUUUCAAAAUUUUUGAUCGGAUGAAUUUUAUAGAAAUAGAUUUUUUUAUAAAAAUACCUACUACUUAUAGAUUAGCACAUAUAGUGCGGAUGCAUGAUUAUAGAUCGUAGUCGACUUACGACGAAGCAGUCAAAUAUUUCUUUCUUAUGAAAACUAUUGAUAAUUAAAAAAAAAUAAUAAUUGCCUUUCCAAUAAAAUUAAGAAUGCAUUUUUCAUCUUAUUAGCAUAAAUUCGGAGGAAAAUUCGACGUUAAAGUAACAAGGCCUAGCAGGUACUAAAAUUUACCUAUCGCUUUUAAUAUAAUAAUAAAUAAUUAUAUUGGCCCAAGAAUGCAAAGUUUACGAUCAAAAUAGGACGAUAAUGUUUCAACCUUUUUAUUAAAGUUGUGAAGUUUAUGUAGCUCACAUUAUUGUAUAAUCAGUGCUAACUGAUUUAUAUAAAUAUUGUUAUUAUCGCUUUGUCGGACGUUCGAACAUUAAGCAAUAAUUUCGUUUACGUAGUUAUUAAUUUUUAAAGAGCUUAUUAUGAACUGCGUUAGUAAUUUUCUAGCUUAGUUUUUAAGUUCAUUUAGACUGCCAUUUAUUUAUGAAAAAAUAUAUUUUAGGCAUUAAUAUUAUUCGGAUGAAGUCUAUUCUGCAUUUGUAUUUUUAACUCUAGUUUAUUUAAUUGGCAACAUAAAAAACGGAGUCGCCAACAUUUCGGCCAAAGUCAAAAAAGUAUAUUUUGAUGUAUUCCUUAUUACGUACUAGUAUUAGUGUUAAAUGUAGGUUUCAAUUUAAUUUGACUGCUUUAACUAUAUCCUUGACUGCAUUUUUAUUAAAAGCUUUUUAGCUGUACUUAGAAAAUGUUUUAAUUUUACAAGACGAGCCGUGAUAAUGAGAUAAACAAUUAUACAUUAUAAUUUUAUUUUAUGAUAAACAAUUUAUAAUUUUAUUAUGAUUAUUUUAUUGACUAUGAAUGAAUAUUUUGGAAUCAAUUUCAGGUACAAAUUGUCUAAGUAGUGCCAAAAGUCUAUUAUGAACUAUUUCACAAUGAUAUUUCCGUCACAAAUAAAAUGCUCACAUUUUAAGCAAUUUUAUCUGCACAUAUUAGUUGCUAUUUAUGAAUACUGAAUUAUGUCACAAAUUGUAAAUGUUUUUAGCUAAAACUAUGUAGAAUUUAGUUCGCUUACACACGUUUUAAGAACAAUCUAUAAUUUCGUAGUUACAAAAAAUGAUUUUUGUAAUGUUUCUCACUAUAUCACAAUAAUGUACAGAUGCUUAUUUUUAGACACGAACAAAUUCACCAAUGUACACAGACAGCAAUCAAAUAAUGUAUUAUUAUCACUAGAAGCACUAUUAUUUCUUUAAAUAUUGACUAGUGAUGCAAUAUGAAUGAUGUGUAUUUUAUUACAUCCAAUAUCCCACAGAUGUACCUACCUAUUUUAAACCAAGAUCCAGUUUUAAAUGUAAUCCGAUUUAUGAUUUUGUGUUACAAACUAUACUCUUAUAUCCUGUAUACUUUAUGUAUACCUUUAUCACAAUAUAUUUAUACAUAUACGUUUCUAUACCCAGCCUUGCAAUAUUGUUAUAUUUAAGGAAUGUAGAGUCAAUGUGCCCCAACUAGGAGAUUAAAUACUAAGACUAAGCUUCGCCUUUACCCUUCUAUACAUAAUAGUCGUUAAGUCAUGUAAGUGAGAUGUAUUUUUCGUAUUACGUUGAUACAUAUGUUCCCUGUAAUUGUACCUAUAUUAUUGCAAUAUAAUUUUAUUUGUAUGGUGCUCCAAUGUAUGGUAAUUUGUAACAUAGGUUUACAUUUGUAUCCUAAUAUUUUCGAAAUAAACAAGUCCUAGAUUCCGGA
Molecule: messenger RNA, 5195 nt
Organism: Helicoverpa zea (corn earworm)
Lineage: Eukaryota; Metazoa; Arthropoda; Insecta; Lepidoptera; Noctuidae
Gene: Abp1
Product: drebrin-like protein
Exons: 9
Coding region: 122-1792 (556 amino acids)
Biological process (GO): neuron projection morphogenesis; postsynaptic actin cytoskeleton organization; regulation of actin filament polymerization
Cellular component (GO): dendrite; actin filament; cortical actin cytoskeleton
Molecular function (GO): actin filament binding
Source: RefSeq, a predicted model, not a curated record